GUGUGAGGGGUCUUUGAUGAUAUUACGGGCUCGGGACACACAGCGCUGUGAUGAAAUGUCCUUAAUGGAGGGAAGAGGAGCCCCAAUGAUUCCUUCUGCUGUCCUCACCACCCUCCUCACGUUCUUCCAGUCGGAGGCUCUGCACACCACAACGACCAUAACAACUUGGAGGCAUUUGUGUUUGAGUGUCUUAUCUUUCAAAAAUAUUUUCUUGAAAGAAUUGCUUGGAACAUCAAUUUAUAUGAUCCAUUUUUAUAUCGUUUAUUAUGUUUCUAAAAUAGUAAAUGUAAAAAGCCUUCCUCUUUUGUAUUCAUGCAGCUUUUCAGAGUGGGAUCCAUCGAUAAGUUCUGUGUGAAUUGUUCAGAUGAUGCACAGUGAGAUUUGCAGCGACAACUUUUUCUCCUAUUUGUAUAAACAACAUGGAAGUGUCAGCAGGUUUGAGGCAAUUAAACUUUUAAAGCGCUUGCGUUUCCCAAUAACUGCUCUUUGUUAGAAACAGUAGACAAACAGGUUACACAGGCACAUCGGAUGAAUUACAGGUGCAAUUUUUAAAAUAUUUUUUCACAUUGAUGGUUUGUGCAACAAGGAAGCGACUAAAGUGUGAAAAAACCGUGGGUGUCAGUUUCCUUUUGACACUGGCGUAUGACACAGCAGCUUUUCAAACAGUUUUGUAGUCCAGUUUGAAGGCAAGUGACGAUGACAGCGCAUGAAUUAAUCAGACUCCUCCUCAGUGUUGGACUCCUGUUCAAAGCUUGCUAUUCAGAUGUGAGGUGCAGGAAUGACAGAGGAGAGGCUGUGGACUGGUAUAUCGUCUACAAGCUGCCCAAAAUGAAUGAUGACGGGUUGUCGUAUUUGUACAUGGAUGAGAGCACCAAUGGGUGGCACCUCAGCAGGGAGAAAAUUGACAGUACAACUGGCUUUCUAGCAAAGACACUGAAACCUCUUCUUGACUUCUAUAACAGAGAGACUGAAGGGUUUGGAUACAUACUCUACAGUGAUCAACCUCCACCUCCCUAUUCUGCUCCUUCAUCAUUCGGUCACAGUAAAGGUGUUGUGAUGCUGGAUCGCAACUUUGGACUUUGGCUUUCACACAGUACACCUAAAUUUCCAACAUAUCAGAGUGCAAAGUUCUGGCCAAGCAGUGGAAACGUAAAUGCUCAAACAUUUCUUUGUAUUACCUUUCCAUACAAGCAGUUUAAAGAAAUAAGAAUGCAGCUAAAGUACAUCCAUGCCUAUUCAUUUGACUCUGCAAUCCCAACAACUUUUUACAAUGAGCUGCAAUGUGUUGCACAAAGAAGCUGCUACCCGAAAAAAGAGCCUUGGUUUAGAGUGACGAGCCUAAGCUCUGCAGAUGGCCGCAUUUUCACCAGUUUUGCAAAAUACAAGCGCUUUGGAGAGGACCUUUACUCUGGGCUAAUAGUAGACCACAUGCCUCAGGAUAUCUAUGUUAAGAGCUGGGGGAAAAUGCGUGACCCUUUGCCCUCCAACUGCAGCUCAAGUCUUCAUCAUCAUGUCCAUAAUGUCAAAGAAGUGCAGCUGCAGGGAACGGAGAAGUUCACCGAUACGGUGGAUCACUCUAAGUGGUGUGUGACUUCAGAUGGUGGCUGGAUAUGCAUCGCUGAUAUGAACAGAGAGGUCAGUCAGAAGGGCAGAGGAGGAGGAGCGAUUUGCACUGAAGAUACAACAGUUGGAACAGCUUUUAGGAAACUGAUCCGAAAAUUUGAAGGAUGUAAAGAAACCCAUCAUGAAAGAGAACUCUAAAACCACAGCAAUCACUAACAUUAACCACUGUUACUCACAAUCAAUGCAUGCUUAUUAGCUUGUGUUUUUAUCUAACAUUGGUCAAACAUGCAUAGAAAAAUAUCUACCUGAUGCAUUAAUAUAAAACCACUAAUUGUAAGUAUUGAGAGGAGGGAUUUGUAAUAUUUUUGGGGUAUCAAAAUAGAGAAUGGUGUAGGUGAGGCUUGGAGCUAUGCCCCAUGUGCAACAUUUUUAUGAGGGAACAAAGACAAGGAUUUCAUGGCAUAUACUUUUAUUAUAAGAUAAUUAAAGCUUAGAAUAGAUAGCUUAGAAUCCUGAGGCUCUGAGUUCAAGCCCCACUACAGACUGCCACUCUGGGUCUCUGGGCAAGACUCUUAAUCCCACACUGCUCCCCGGGUGCCCCACAAUGGCAGUCCACUGCUCCCGAAGGGGAUGGGUUAAAUGCAGAGGUAAAUUUUUCCAAUGUGAAGUCAAUAAAGUUCAAUUACUAUGAUUUUUAAGUAUAUUAUACUGUACAGACUAAAUGGAUAGUUUAAUUAGGGCAUACCUUAUCCUUCAACUUGUAUUUAAAAGCAUGUAAAUAACUUGUUCAAAUGCUCUCUUUAAUUGUGUUUUAUUUCUGUGAUGCUUUUUUAUCUAUGUGUACAGUAAAGCCCUUUUCAUAUCACUUGUGGGUCUGGAUUUCCAAAUAGUUUCAAUAAAGCAACUGUACUGUACUUUAACUGUACAUGUUUUAAUAACUGUUUUUCUCGAUUUUUGUCAAGUGCAAGUGUUUUUUUCCCCCAUUUGACUGCAUGUAUUGUGUUUUUUUAAUCAAAAAUUUUAGCUUGUUUGGGAAAAAGUAUUAAUUGACAACUAAAUCAGAAACUAACGGGGAGGGGAAACAAACUGGCCAAACCCACAACAUUAGCUGGAGAUGCAUUAAGGUGAACAGUCAUUUUUAAGUGACUGCACUGAGAAGUGUUUUUACCAAAAGUAUGAUAUGGAUUUUUAUAGCGCCUAAUUUCUUAUAGUGGUUUCAAAGUUUGAUGAUUUUUUUUAUGG
This is a messenger RNA of Cyprinodon tularosa, 2805 nucleotides long. Its product is annotated as deoxyribonuclease-2-alpha-like. The coding region runs from base 697 to 1761 and encodes 354 amino acids. Lineage: Eukaryota; Metazoa; Chordata; Actinopteri; Cyprinodontiformes; Cyprinodontidae. Gene Ontology annotation, molecular function: deoxyribonuclease II activity. Gene Ontology annotation, biological process: apoptotic DNA fragmentation. The transcript is spliced from 7 exons. The record is from RefSeq and is a predicted model, not a curated record.